UGCACAAUCAAUUUUUUUUAUCAACUUGUAACACUUGUCUUGAUGUAUACAUGCAGAUGCACAACUUGGACUAGUGUUACAGUAAUGUGCUAAUGGCCUAAAAUAUGUCCAAAACAGCGAGCGGAACGCCAAAAACUAUAUACACCGUACAGAAAACAAUGGGUCAGCAUCUCAGCGACCACCAAGAAACCAUCAAGGAAGGAGUUGGUUGACGACGUUGACUCCACGUACAGCCACACCACCAAGUCUUCGGCCUGCACAGCCAGCCAGUGUUGCCUUUUUGAACUAGUCAAACCGAUCCAGCUACCAAAACACCGCGUGGGCGUGCAAUGUCGCUCAGCUUUUUGAUUCGGAGAAGAGGCAGAGGAAGACGGAGACUGGUUGACUGCUAGCCCCAGCGGCCGGGCCAGGCACUUGCCAGCGGCAAUUCCGGCGGCCACAGCCGCCCUAUGGUGCCCGUGGUCAGGUGAGUUCUUCGCUCGGCUGUGCCAUGGCUCCUUCCAAUCUCCUCCUCUUCCUCCUGCUUGCAACUGCAACUCCGUUGAUCACCGGGCAGCCUUUUGACUACCCGACGGCUAACCUCUCCACCCUGUGGACCAACAACAACACCUCCCUCGAGAACAGCGUCACCUAUAACGACGGCUCAGUCGUGCGGGCCAUUGUCCUCCGGUCACCGAAAACAUUCUACGGCCCGUCCUUUGCCGCAGGGUUCUUCUGCGCCACUGCACCCUGCGAUUCCGGCACUUUCCUCUUUGCCGUUUUCAUCCUCUACACCAACAGCGGUGGCAAGAUCACCAUGCCAACCAAUGGUCUUCCUCAGGUGGUUUGGUCCGCCAACCGACUCCACCCUGUGAAGCAGAAUGCCACCGUCGAGCUUAGCGGGGAUGGCAACCUGAUCCUCCGUGAUGCUGAUGGCAGUCUUGUCUGGUCGAGCGGCACUGCAGGCAGGUCAAUUGCUGGCAUGGCGAUCACAGAGCUUGGCAACCUGGUGCUGUCUGAUCGGAAGAAUGCAACAGUGUGGCAGUCGUUUGAUCAUCCGACUGAUGCAUUGGUCCCUGGUCAGUCACUGCGGGAAGGCAUGAGGCUCACUGCAAAUACAUCUGCAACAAACUGGACUCAGAAUCAGCUGUACAUGACUGUUGAACCCAAUGGAUUGUAUGCCUAUGUUGAAUCCACACCACCACAGCCCUACUUCUCACAAUUGGUGAACAAAAACAAGACAGGAAACCAUCCAACACAGAUUACCUUUAUGAAUGGCAGCCUCAGCAUCUUUGUAGAGUCCAUGCAGACAAAUUCAGAUUCAGGCAUCAGAUUGCCACCAGCCAAGUCGACCCAGUACAUGAGAUUUGAAUCUGACGGACACCUGAGGCUGUAUGAAUGGUCCGAAUCAAAGUGGGCUGUGGUGGAUGAUGUCAUCAAGAUAUUUCCUUACAAUUACAACUGUGCUUUCCCAACUUUCUGUGGGGAGUACGGGGUAUGCGGAGGAGCGCAAUGCAGCUGUCCUUUUCAGAGUAACUCUACUUCAAGCUACUUCAAGCUUAUCGAUGGAUGGAAGCCAAAUGUUGGUUGCACGCCAUUGACACCAAUCUCCUGUCAAGAAAUGCAACACCAUGAGCUCUUGACACUAACUGAUGUUUCAUACUUUGAUACAAGCCACACCAUUGUAAAUGCAGGAAACAGAGAUGCCUGUAAGCAAGCAUGCCUGAAAAACUGUUCCUGCAAAGCCGUGAUGUUCAGGCAUUAUGGCGAUAACGAGUCCUAUGGCGACUGCCAGUGGGUGACGAAGGUCUUCUCCAUGCAAUCAAUACAACCUCAGAUUGUUCAUUACAACUCCUCUGCUUACCUCAAGGUGCAGCUUAGCCCCUCCCCUCCUGCAUCUGCUGCAAACGCAAAGAAGGUUAUUAUAGGCGCUACAAUUGCAAGUAUUAUUGCUAUUGUAUUGAUUGUCAUUGCUGUGACUCUAUAUGUACGAAGGAGGGCGAAGUAUCAAGAGAUAGAAGAAGAAUUUGAUUUUGAUCAAUUACCGGGCAUGCCAAUGAGGUUUUCUUAUGAAAAGUUGAGAGAAUACACUGAAGACUUCAGUAAAAAGCUCGGAGAAGGUGGAUUUGGAUCAGUUUUUGAAGGAAAACUAGAUGAGGAGAGGAUUGCAGUAAAACGCUUGGAAAGCGCUAGACAAGGGAAGAAAGAAUUCUUUGCAGAGGUUGAGACUAUUGGUAGCAUUGAGCACAUUAAUCUUGUCAGACUGGUAGGAUUCUGUGCAGAGAAAUCACAUAGACUUCUAGUAUAUGAAUAUAUGCCUAGAGGUUCCCUUGAUCGGUGGAUCUAUUAUCGCCAUAAUAAUGCACCUCUUGAUUGGGGUACCAGAUGUAGGAUCAUUCUGGAUAUUGCCAAGGGGCUAUGCUAUCUUCAUGAGGAGUGCCGGCGGAAAAUUGCUCAUUUGGACAUCAAACCACAAAACAUUCUCUUAGAUGAGAACUUCAAUGCUAAAUUGGCUGAUUUUGGACUAUCCAAGCUAAUAGAUAGGGAUCAAAGCAAGGUAAUGACUGUGAUGAGAGGCACACCUGGGUAUCUGGCACCUGAAUGGUUAACAUCACAAAUCACUGAAAAAGUUGAUAUCUACAGCUUUGGGGUCGUUGUAAUGGAAGUGAUAUGUGGAAGAAAAAAUAUCGAUAAUUCUCAGCCUGAGGAAAGCAUCCAGCUGAUCAAGUUGUUACAAGAAAAGGCUCAAAACAACCAGCUGAUUGAUAUGAUUGACAAGCAAAGUGAUGACAUGGUUGUACACCAGGAGGAAGUUAUUCAAAUGAUGAAGCUUGCAAUGUGGUGCUUGCAAAAUGAUAGCAGUCGAAGACCUUUGAUGUCAACGGUGGUCAAGGUACUGGAAGGUACAAUGACUGUAGAAGCUUGCAUAGAUUACAGUUUCUUCAGUGCAGAUCCAGUAUUGUCUAUUGAAGGUAAGAAUUCAAUAUAUUCAGCUCCACCACCAGCAUCAGUCUUAUCUGGUCCAAGAUGAAAUGUGUCGGUAAUGAGCAGAAAAAAAUCCAUAUUACACACUUGGGCUUUGUAAUUGCUUUUUUACCUUAUCUUAUUUAUAAUUUGGAUGUAUGUUUUAGAGGACAUCAGAAGAAUAACUUUAAUGCAAGAUAUAUGUUACAUUUUCCAGUGAAGCUGUAACUCUACAACUGGAAAACAAAGGCAUUGAACGUUCCAUUUUCUAUAAUUUCAGAAAUUCA
This is a messenger RNA of Setaria italica (foxtail millet), 3230 nucleotides long. RefSeq names its product G-type lectin S-receptor-like serine/threonine-protein kinase SD2-5. Bases 491 to 3010 code for a protein of 839 amino acids. The record is from RefSeq and is a predicted model, not a curated record. NCBI's taxonomy places the organism in Eukaryota, Viridiplantae, Streptophyta, Magnoliopsida, Poales, Poaceae. The transcript has 2 exons. Gene Ontology annotation, biological process: protein phosphorylation. Gene Ontology annotation, molecular function: protein serine/threonine kinase activity; ATP binding.